Gryllus bimaculatus (two-spotted cricket) is the source of this 1513-nucleotide messenger RNA. The record is from the annotation of a GenBank genome assembly. Lineage: Eukaryota; Metazoa; Arthropoda; Insecta; Orthoptera; Gryllidae.
GGGCGUGCCGCACUUGCAGCCGAGCUUCCCCUUCGGCAACAUGCGCGACCGCGUGCUCCUGCGCCAGUCCGCGCUCGAGCUCUUCCACGACUUCUACUGGCGCCUGGACGGGCUGCCCUUCGGCGGCGUGUACCAGAUCACCCGCCCCGCCUUGUUCAUCCGCGACCCGGAGCUCAUCAAGCAGAUCCUCGUCAAGGAUUUCGCGUGCUUUCAGGACCGCGGCAUCUUCGUGGACGAGCAGCUGAACCCGCUGAGCGCGCACCUCUUCAACCUGGGCGGCGCGCGCUGGAAGCAGCUGCGCUCCAAGCUCACCCCCACCUUUACCUCGGGCAAGAUGAAGCUGAUGUUCGCGUGCAUGCACGACUGCGCCCGGGAGCUGGCGCUGCUGGUGCAGGAGGAGGCCGCGCGCGCCGGCGGCCUCGUCGAGAUCAAGGAGGUUCUGGCGAAGUUCACCACCGACGUCAUCGGCUCGUGCGCCUUCGGGCUGCGCUGCAACUCCAUGAGGAACCCGGACUCGCAGUUCCGCGCCAUGGGGCGGCGCGCCUUCGACCCCACGCUGGGCCUCACGCUCAGGACAAUGGCCACCAUCCUCAUGCCGUCCGUCGCCGCGCUGCUCAAGGUGCACAUCCCGGAGAAGGACGUCUCCGACUUCUUCCUGAACGUGGUCAAGGAGACAAUGGACUACCGCGAAAAGAACAACGUGAAGCGCAACGACUUCUUCCAGAUGCUCAUUCAGAUGAGGAAGGAGAGGGAGGCCGGGCCCUCGGGAGGGCGCGCGUCGGGCGAGGGCGCGGCAGCGCGGGACGGCGGGGACCUCGAACUCACCGAUAACCUACUGGCGGCGCAAGCGUUCGUGUUCUUCUUGGCUGGCUUCGAGACUUCGUCAGCGGCCAUGAGCUUCACCCUGCACGAAUUGGCUUUGAAUCCUGACGUCCAAAGGAAGCUGAGACGAGAGAUAAACGCAGUCGUGGAGAAACACGAUGGACAUUUUACUUAUGAAUCCGUCAUGAAUAUAGAAUACCUAGAGAAAGUAAUUUGCGAAACGCUGCGCAAGUACCCGCCGCUGUCGGCGCUGGUGCGCGAGUGCAACGCGGCGUACACCAUCCCGGGCACCAAGGUGGUGCUGGAGAGCGGCACGCGCGUGCUCAUCCCGGUGCACGCGGUGCAGAACGACCCCGCCUUCUUCCCGGAGCCGCAGCGCUACGACCCCGAGCGCUUCGGCGAGCGCGAGAGAGCGCGGCGCCCCGGCUACACCUACUUGCCCUUCGGCGAGGGCCCGCGCCUCUGCAUAGGUAUGCGGUUUGGGCAACUUCAAACCAAACUCGGUCUAGCCAUCCUCCUUCAUCGUUACCACUUUGCAACCUGCGACAAGACGAAUAUGCCUUUGAAGUUCGAUCCGAAAUCUUUCCUAACUACGUCUGUCGGGGGGAUGUGGCUCAAGAAUAUUUUGAAUGGAAAUGAAAAGUACGACAUCCUCCCUCCAAGAGACAGCAAUGCGUUGAAUGACACAUAA